GGCUGGCGCGCCCUGGCCGUUUCCUAGGAUACGAAACACACACGGCGCUGGAGCUUCACAAGGGAGCGAUCGAGGGUGUCCAUAAGAAUGGACGCAGUGUCUCUUUGCCAGAUUCCUUAUUGCUGCAUCUCAUGAGCCUGCCUGAUCUUGAGGAGGAGCUGUGUUUAAUGAUGACGAGCCUGUCUCCAGUGUAGCAGCCAAAAGGAGGAGGGCCACGAAUAAAGACGUCUUUUCGAUUUCUACCCCACAAGGAAGAGAGCUCCGUCGACCACCUCUGCUGGAUUCCCCUCUGCCAGGAUGAACCGCUACACAACCAUGAGGCAGCUGGGGGACGGCACGUACGGGAGUGUGCUCAUGGGCAAGAGCAACGAGUCUGGCGAGCUGGUGGCGAUCAAGAGGAUGAAGAGAAAGUUCUAUUCUUGGGAUGAGUGUAUGAACUUGCGAGAAGUUAAGUCCCUGAAGAAACUCAAUCAUGCCAAUGUGAUUAAACUAAAAGAAGUUAUCAGAGAAAAUGACCAUCUUUAUUUUAUAUUUGAAUACAUGAAAGAAAACCUCUAUCAGCUAAUGAAAGACAGAAACAAACUGUUCCCUGAGUCAGUCAUCAGAAAUAUUAUGUAUCAAAUACUGCAGGGGCUGGCGUUUAUCCAUAAGCACGGCUUUUUUCACAGGGACAUGAAACCUGAAAAUUUGCUCUGCAUGGGUCCAGAGCUGGUGAAGAUCGCUGAUUUUGGACUUGCAAGAGAAUUAAGAUCACAGCCACCAUAUACAGACUAUGUGUCUACCAGAUGGUACCGUGCUCCUGAAGUUUUACUAAGGUCUUCGGUGUACAGCUCUCCCAUUGACGUGUGGGCCGUGGGAAGUAUAAUGGCCGAGCUAUAUACAUUUAGACCGCUUUUCCCAGGGACGAGUGAAGUUGAUGAGAUCUUUAAAAUUUGCCAAGUGUUAGGGACUCCCAAGAAAAGUGACUGGCCGGAAGGAUACCAGCUGGCAUCCUCCAUGAACUUCCGCUUUCCCCAGUGCAUUCCCAUAAACCUGAAGACUCUCAUUCCCAAUGCCAGUAGCGAGGCUAUUCAGCUUAUGACGGAAAUGCUGAGCUGGGAUCCGAAGAAGCGGCCAACGGCAAGCCAGGCAUUGAAGCACCCAUAUUUUCAAGUCGGUCAGGUACUGGGCCCCUCUGCACACCAUCUGGAUGCAAAACAGACUUUGCACAAGCAGCUGCAGCCUCUGGAGCCAAAGCCAUCUUCCUCUGAACGGGAUCCUAAGCCUUUGCCAAACAUAGUUGAUCAGCCUGUCGGGCAGCCCCAGCCAAAACAGGGCCACCAACCACUGCAGACCAUUCAGCCACCGCAGAACCCAGUGACUCAGCCACCCCCAAAACAGCAUGGUCACCAGAAACCACCACAAACGAUGUUUCCGAGUAUCAUCAAAACCAUACCAGGGAAUUCAGUCAGCACACUAGGCCAUAAGGGAGCCCGGAGACGGUGGGGUCAGACAGUCUUCAAGUCCGGAGACAGCUGUGACGACAUUGAGGACGACUCGGGAGCCUCACACUCCAAGAAGCCGAGCAUGGACGCCUUCAAGGAAAAGAAGAAGAAGGAGUCUCCAUUUCGGUUACCAGAGUCAGGACUCCCAGUCUCCAACCACUUGAAAGGGGAAAAUAGGAAUUUACAUGCAUCUGUGUCCUUGAAAUCGGAUCCAAAUUUGUCAACUGCUUCAACGGCUAAGCAGUACUAUUUGAAACAAUCACGAUACCUUCCAGGUGUGAACCCCAAGAAUGUGUCUUUGGUAGCUGGAGGCAAGGAUAUAAAUUCACACUCUUGGAAUAAUCAGCUAUUUCCUAAGUCGCUGGGAUCCAUGGGGGCGGACCUUUCUUUCAAGAGGAGUAACGCAGCAGGAAACCUUGGGAGCUACACCACUUACAACCAGACGGGAUACAUGCCUUCCUUUCUCAAGAAAGAAGUGGGAUCAGCUGGCCAGAGGAUCCACUUGGCGCCUCUUGGUGCGUCGGCUUCGGACUAUACCUGGAACACAAAAACUGGCCGAGGUCAGUUUUCGGGACGAACUUACAAUCCCACAGCCAAAAAUCUCAAUAUUGUGAACCGCACACAGCCAGUCCCCUCGGUGCACGGGAGGACAGACUGGGUGGCUAAGUACGGAGGCCACCGGUAGGAGAGGCGGAAGCCCUGAAGCAUUGCUCCGUAGAGGACGAUCAAGCCCCCUGAUCCGGGGAGGCGUCUACAGAGUCCAUUUCUACCGAGUUCCACAAGACGCACGCAACCGUGGGCGCCUCAAAGAGCGGACGUCGGCUCCCGAUCUCUUCCUUUUCCGGAAAUGCAAUGCAUUUUCUUAACCUGUGACCAGCAGUGCUGACACAGCACCACGCUGAGACUUUUGAGCGGGACUUUAAAGAGUAUUGAAUAAAUUAUUUGCCAAAGUAUCAAGUAUUUGAUCUACCAAUUCCUAGAUACAUACACAGGCUUUUAGAGAGCGACUCUGGGAAGUCUCGUAGUAACCUAAUAAGCUAUUGAGGUUCUGGUCCCUGCAGGAAUCUGACCGAUUUGCCUCUGCUCGCUUUCCAUAGUGGCGAGGCAGGCUCCUGGGGCUGAGAUGACAGAGGGGCUGACUUGACAGAGCGUCUAUUCUCCCACCUUGGCAAUGUCAGAAAGAUGGAAACUACCUUUCAGUUUUUUAUAUUUGAAACUCUGAGACGAGCGAGCGGGCACAUCUUAGCGGGAUGUCUUUCUUGGAGACAAGCCUCUCUCCAGCCUCUAUCAGAGUAUGCCCGUCCCGUCUCAUUUUAGUCCUGUUGUGGGACCUUGACCAAAGUGUGAACUCACAGUGACUUUCCAACCCUAGCUCGGUGAGUUCCGCGCGUUAAUCGUAAACAGGGUUCUCUUGUCAACUCAUCAUUAAGAACGUGCUUGAAACCCUAUCCGAUGCUUGUCCACUGACUCUCCCAGAUCCUGUCUCCGUGUGUUCCGGCCUGACACAAAGGUGAAGCACGUGCCAGCUGGUCCUCAGGCAAACCCUCGCUGCUGCAGGUCACUGACCUCCACAUUAGAGCCGCAGGGCAAACACACUCAGUUGCCAUGGAAGAGUUUCGUGCAGUUCAUUGCUUCUACUUUUAUACCAAAAAAAAAUUUUUUUUAAAUAGAUAUUUUUGAAGUUAGGUACUUUAAACCUGCCAGUUGCUGAGCUGGGCAUGAUUAGCGCUGUAUAUUGUUUGGGGGGAAAGAAUAAUGUUAUUGCGUGCUGAUAUUUUUAUGUAUUUAUGACUGUGUAACAGAUGCUGAUAGAAUUGGCAUCAUCCUGUGGGCACUGCCCAAAAAAGCACAUUAUCAAAUCAUAUAUUUUUGUAUAGAAGAUAUAGCUGUUCAUAUUUUACAUGUUUAAAAUGUUAAAACUUGAAAUAGUAAUUUAUCCUAGUC
Messenger RNA from Apodemus sylvaticus (European woodmouse), 3428 nucleotides. RefSeq names its product male germ cell associated kinase (gene Mak). Gene Ontology annotation, biological process: cilium assembly; protein phosphorylation; intracellular signal transduction. The transcript has 14 exons. Gene Ontology annotation, cellular component: cilium; nucleus; cytoplasm. NCBI's taxonomy places the organism in Eukaryota, Metazoa, Chordata, Mammalia, Rodentia, Muridae. Gene Ontology annotation, molecular function: protein serine/threonine kinase activity; ATP binding. The record is from RefSeq and is a predicted model, not a curated record. Bases 298 to 2169 code for a protein of 623 amino acids.